AUGGAACGUCCGAAUCAUGAUUACGCAGCUGCGUCUGCUAUGGCUUAUGCUCAGCAGCAGCGACCUGCUGCUAAUAUGCAACAACAGCAGCAGCAGUUUGGAUUUCAUCCUCAACAUCAGCAGUUUCCUUCGGCAAUGCACGGUCCGCCUUUUAUACCGCCGGGUCCUGGUGCUGGGCAUCCUUCUAUGCAGCAGUUCCCUUUUCAUCAUGCAAUGCAGCAACAGCUGCACCACCAUGGCCCUCCUCCACCUCAUCUUCUUCUCCAGCAGCAGCAGCAACAUCAAGUACCUCCUGCAUUUCCUUCUCAUUAUCCUCCUCAUGUUGGUCCAUCGCCUUUUUUUGAUUCUGCUCCACCCCCAGUUGCUCCACCUUCUGAUCCUGAGCUUCACAAGCGAAUUGAUAAACUUGUUGAGUAUGCGGUGAAAAAUGGUCCUGAAUUUGAAGCUAUGAUUUGUGAAAAGCAACGAGAUAAUCCUUCUUAUAGCUUUCUCUUUGGCGGGGAGGGUCAUGCUUACUACCACUUUAAGCUUUGGUUAUCAAGUAGACCCCCGAGUGGUCCAUUCAACCAACCAUUUCCAUCGUCUUCCAUGUCAAUGAUCCAUCCUCCGCCUAAUCCAAUGGCGAGCCCAUCUCUUAGUGGGCCUCCAUUGAAUCCUGCUGGAAUUGGAUCUUCACCUUCAAUGUUAGUCCCGCCUCCCUUUCCGCAAUUCUAUGAUCAACAACACCAUCAUCAACAUCCUCAAUCUUAUGGCCUUCAUGGUCGACCCGAGUAUGAUCAGUCAUCCAAGUCUUUCAAAGGGCUCUCUGGGCCGCUUCCAUCUGAUGUAGCAAUGGAACUGAGUAGCGUUCUGAACAAUUUGAAUGGUACAAAAGAAUCCAUUAAAGGUGCCAAACUUUGGUUCAUGCAGAGAGCUCCAUUUGCACCAGCUCUAGCAGAGACUCUUAGAGAUAGGGUAUUUGCCUUGGACGACGUUGAGAGACAGUUACAUAUAAUAUACCUGGCAAAUGACAUUCUCUUUGACAGUUUAAAUCGGAGGGCAAGCAUUCAUGAUCUUGACAACGAGGCCCUUGCGUUCAAACCUGUUUUAGGUGCCAUGCUUGCAAGAAUUUAUCAUAACCCACAAAGCAAUGAGGAAUAUAGGAAAAGAUUACAGCAGAUGGUAGAGUUCUGGGCUUCUAAAGAGGUAUUUGAUCAAGAGACUAUAUCUUUACUGAAGGGGGAGAUGAUUGGUGGGCCACAUACAAAUUCAUUUACUGCAGCAUCAAAGGACUUAUCCUCUGCCUCAGCAGAUUCAGGUGCAGGAAUGCUGCAAACUCCAAACCAUAUUGUGCAGCAGUGGCAGGCUGAUAGAGUGAGCUCUGGUUCAAUUGUCUUUGAUCCAGACCGUCCUGAUAAGCUUCUGGGGCAAUCAAUGGCAUCUCAGCAAUUUCUUUCAAAUUCUGCUCUUCCCAGUGCUUUUCCAGGUUCUAUGAAUAUACCGUCUUCCGUUCAACCUUCUGGAGCACAUUUAUUGCCCCCUCCAUCAUCUGGCACUGGCGAACAAUUGCCUCCAUAUCCGCUGUUCCCACCCGGGCUCAUUCCUGGAAUGGUUAGAAAGAUGCAGAUUGGUAGUGGUGUCCCAUAUUCUCCUAUGAGCCCCUUGGAUAUCCCAACUAUGAUACCACCGUCAACUGUACCAGCAUCAGAAAUUCUUCAAAGGGUGUCGAAGUUUUUUAAAGAAAUUGGAGAAGUAAAUCCUUCUGAGGGUCCUAUGAAUUCUGAUGCGAAAGAUGAAGAUGAUGAAUACGAAGGAGAAUAUGAGAGAGAAUCUCAAGUUCGAAAGGGAGGUGCUUGCAUACCUCCACCCCCAAACUUGCAGCAAAUUGAUCCAGAGACAGGAACCUAUGCUGAUGGGAGUGUCGACAGAAAGCCAGGAUCAAGUGGCUCGGGAAGAUUGGGACUUGGGGCCACGGCUGAUCCGAAUGAAGUGAGUCAGUAUGAUGAUGUAUAUACAUCUUACCGGAAGCAGAGAAGCACAAAUUAUCACACAUCAAUGAGUGCUAGAGCAGCUGUGAGAUGA
Lathyrus sativus (Indian pea) is the source of this 2061-nucleotide messenger RNA. The record is from the annotation of a GenBank genome assembly. Lineage: Eukaryota; Viridiplantae; Streptophyta; Magnoliopsida; Fabales; Fabaceae.